Molecule: messenger RNA, 3902 nt
Organism: Marchantia polymorpha subsp. ruderalis
Lineage: Eukaryota; Viridiplantae; Streptophyta; Marchantiopsida; Marchantiales; Marchantiaceae
Source: the annotation of a GenBank genome assembly
AUAGUGUUGGAUAGCACGAAGAAUGAGCGCUGGGGUUGGGAUUUAGACUCCCGACCGCCCAGUCAGCGCUUCGAAUGAUUGCAUCUUCGUCCGACAUGUAAUACAAGUCUGACUGCAAUUGAGCUCGAGCUCGAGAAGAAUGGUUCGGUAACGCUGCCUCUCGAAGCAGUCGCGAGUGACGGAGAGGAAAUUUUCAUCUAUAGAAGAUUUCAUUCUGUCGGCAGCGGUUUUUAAGUGCUGACGUAUGGGGGUUUUGCGCAGAUUUUGGCUCCCGAAGUGCGAAAUGUUUUCAGGAUAUACGAGAGGGAGGCCCGAACCGACUCCUAGAGUUUCUUGAAUUGGAGGAGUUUAUGUCUCGCGACACUAGAAUCGUAGCUUCGAACGGACUGAAUUAUGCAAGUUAGUGUGUAGACUUUAAUUCGGGCUUAGGGACAUGGCUACCGCUCUGUAUGACCUCGAGAGGUUGGCAGUUCUCAGACCUCGCUCGUUUCUGGUUCGGAAGAGCGUUGAGGAUUCGUCGAAAGCAGGAAAUAGCAGGCUCCGAAGCAGGUGGAAUGUCUUCAAUGUUGGAAAACAAUUGACGUUGGACGGCACGAGGUUAGAGAAACAUGAAAGGAGCAGGAGACGGGUGGUCGUCAGGGCCAAGAAGGAUCAACUCCGUGCUGGUGGCGCCAGUGGAAACAGAGGAGACUUGAAGCUGGAGGCAACUGAUAUGAUGGAGCUGGAAUUCGGUCGCUUGCUAGGAGAGGACCGUCAAACUACUCUAGCUAAAGUUGUCGGCAAAAAGUUGAAUCCCGAACUAACCUACGUCAAGAUCGAGAAGGACAAAGAACUCCAGAUUCAAAAGCAAGCAGCUCGACGUUCAGCUCCGUCCAAAAACUUUGCAACUCCGAAAGCAGAGUCCAAGCUGAAUGUACAGUCUAAUGACAACAACACUCAAACGUUUGAGCAAGGUGUUCCUGACCUCAUUUCACCCCCAGUACGACCUCCUGGUUUUGAAAAGCUGGAUGCUUCACCUGUGCGGACAAUUCGCGUUGCUCCCUUGGUCCGUGCAGGUGGCGGUAAGAAGUCUUUGGAAGCAGAGCCGCUCGAAUUGGAGGGUUUAAUUCGAAAGCCGCUACGAGUUUCAGAUUCUGAUGUGGGCUUGCCUCCUGCUAGGGCGGAGAAAGCAGUUAUCGCUCCCAUGUUGAUGAGGAGAAAUGAAGAAAGAGUAGGUAGUCAGCCGUCUAAAGUCAUAGACAGUCAAAUACGGAGACCUUCGGCAGUCAGAUCCAAUGCGCUUGGAGAUCCCUUGAGCCCAAAUACAGUUGCGCCUUCCACUUCUAUCGAAGACGAUGAUAUUGAUUCUUAUGACAUGUCCGAAGAGAGGUUCAGAGAGCUGCUAGAUGCUAAGCCCCAGGGAGGGCAAGGGACUGUCUCGAAACGUUCUACUUUAUUGAACAAGGUUCUGCCUCCGAAACCUCUAGUCAAACCUGCUCUACCCACUUUAGAGAGGAAGCCCUCCAUUGUAGAAAAACCUCAACUAGCCGAAGCUAUGAAUGAGCCCAUACAUGAACCAGAAACCGGCUCAAGCCCCACAAGAACCGAGACUUCUUCAAAAUCUCAAAUCUCCGACGUUCCAGAUCCUCGUCCUAAAGUUUCGACCAGACCUAAAGCGAAACUUUCUCAACCUACUCUUAUGAGGCCAGAGAUUAUACCAGUAGUUAUUCAAACGAAUGAAGUUCCCAGUGGCAAGGUUGAGAAAACGAAUAUGGUAGAGGACGCUGCUACAGAAGGUGAAGGCGAAUUGGAAAAGAACACACUCAGUGUUGAGGUUAAAGAAGCAAUUUCUGAUACUAUAUCAACGAACGACGCUGAGGACAACAAAGAAGAUGUUUUUAGCUCAUCGGCUGCUGUGGAGCCUGAGAUAGUAUUUGAUAAUACCGAAAGUCUUGAAGUCCAGGCUUUAGACAGGAAUGCGAGUACUCUCGAUACAUCACCCAAGAGACCUGUAAUGAGGUUGCGAAAGACGAGUUUGCCUCCUCAACAACCUGUACUGCCAGUGGAUGAAGAAAGCCUCGAACGCUCAACAAGCCGAGUUACGAGUACUGUCCUAGACGUAGAUGGGAAGGACCAAAGUAAAGCGGCUGCUGAGAUGCCAGUAGAAGAAGCUUUGUCAGAUGGAGAACAGGGCAUCGCGGAUGAACUACAAGAGAGGAAGGUAACCAAGGUAGGGCAAGCUAAAGCACCAGGUCUUAGACUAUCCAAACCAGCGCCUCCCGUUUUCAUCAAUAAGAAGCCUCCGGUGGUAGACACAACUAUGAGUACGCUGCAGAAAGCAAUCAACUCAUUUGACGAGAAGAGGGUGCUACCUAAUAAGAAAGAAGAGGAUGAAGACUGGGCCCGAGCAGAAGCCUUGAGGGAUUCAUCCUCUGUGGAAGAGUUACAGAUUAUCGGCACUGGUAGGGGAGGUCUUCUGGUCGGUUUCGGUUCCCUCGUCGGUUAUCUUCCAGCCUUUGAACUCACAGCCAAGAGGCGACCCCCGUCUUUUACUGUGUGGGCACAAAGUAGAGGGUAUGAUGCACAGACGAAAGAGUAUUAUCAAGAUAGAGGUGAUCGAGCCAAAAGUAUGAGCAUAACAGAAUCUGUUGAACCUACAAUUGCGAACAUGACACAAGUCUCCGGAAGCAUCGUGAAUGCUUUGGAACACAGAAACUCUAAGGCCGUAGACCCGGAGCUGCUUGAGCAAUUUAAGAAAGAAAGAACAGAAGCACUCUCUUUAUUCGUGGGGCAGAAAACAAAGGUUAUUGUCGUUCUAGUAGACAGAAAUCUCCGUCAACUUCGCCUUUCGGAGAAGCAGGCUGAGGGCGAGGGUCAAGAGUUGUCUCAAAGAAAAAUUACUCUGAUGGAAAGCUUGAAUGUUGGGGACACAGUUACUUGUCAAGUGAAGAAGCUCACCACGUUCGGCGCAUUCGUUGACUUGCAGGGAGUUCCGGCACUAAUCCACAGUUCGGAGCUGUCAUGGAACAGAAAUACAGAUCCACUAUCACUGUUACAAGUUGGGCAGGAGGUGAAAGCGAAGGUUUGCAAAUUGGACCGUUUUCUACAGCGCAUUAAUCUUUCUCUUAAACUUAUGCAGCCCGAUCCUCUUCUCGAAACACUUGAAUCUCUAGUGUCUCCAGAUGCCGAUAUGAUCGGCGAUACUGCGGAUGUUAUGAAUGAGUCUAAUGUGACUGAGAAUGAAGAACUUAACAGGUUCACAAGUAAGCUGGAACGAAUUCCUGAAAUUGCCGCUGUACGCAGUGGCCGAAGAGUACGGGGCUCUGCACUAGCUCCAGCUUUCCAGAUUUAUCUCUCGGGUCCUCUGGAUAAUGGAUAUAAAUUGCUAGCCCGUUUUGGGAACGAAGUGCAGGAGGUUCUAGUGGAGACCUCAGCUGAUCGAGAACGUAUGAAAGAUUUUAUUCGGGACUGCACGGUUCAAGAUACCUGAGGUGAUAAUUUUGAUACCAUGGUCGCACCCUUGUCGACGACCGUGAAUGAAAGGUUUUGAGAUUAUUACUCGAGGCCUAGAUCAUGAGAAGGUCCCGGCCGUCCGAGUUAUUGUAACGGUAUUAUUCAGUGACGAACGUAUUCUUUCUAGCAUUUGAGCUAGUGUCGGAAAUUAAUUCUAAGAGCCAAUGUUUAUGAAACUUAGGUACUUGAACGAAUGAGCUCGUACUAGUGUAUACUAUUCAGUUCCUUUGUGAAUCAAAACGAAGUGUGAAAUCUCGCUGAACCCAGUUCCAUGAGUGGGUCACUGUGCUGGAUGCAGCGUCGUUGUUUAUUUGUAUGAUGCUUUGAUCUCUUCAAAUCGUCUGCCUCGCUGACUUAUGUGCUGAUGACGUGCGAUCCCCACGAAUCUCGCAAUCGACCCAGCAAUUCAG